Nematocida major is the source of this 363-nucleotide messenger RNA. RefSeq lists its product as uncharacterized. The record is from RefSeq and is a predicted model, not a curated record. Lineage: Eukaryota; Fungi; Microsporidia. The transcript has a single exon. The coding region runs from base 1 to 363 and encodes 120 amino acids.
AUGGAGAGAAAGGGAGAGCUCUCCCUCGUGGGAAAGUACAUAAGGAGCAGGAUAAAAGAGAUAGAAAUAAACAUGCAGGUGCGGGAGAUAAAGGAGCCCUCGCACAUAAACAACACUUCGUUCGAGGACCACAUGAGGGAAAGGCUCGGCAGAGCCAAAAAGAGAAAAAUUGAUCCAAACUCUGCAGAAAAUUCUGAAAAAGAUACGCUUUCACUCUCGUCUGAUUUUGAGGCUGAGUCUGAGCCCGUGCAGGAGGUGAAGCCGCCGCGCAAAAAGAUGAAGUGCGGAUGCACAACGCACGAGGCAGAAAAGCCCAGCAAAAAGGCAGAAAUUCGGGCAAAUAGAAGAAAAAGCAUAAACUAG